This is a messenger RNA of Dermacentor andersoni, 4417 nucleotides long. Its product is annotated as mannan-binding lectin serine protease 1-like. The record is from RefSeq and is a predicted model, not a curated record. NCBI's taxonomy places the organism in Eukaryota, Metazoa, Arthropoda, Arachnida, Ixodida, Ixodidae. Gene Ontology annotation, biological process: complement activation; proteolysis. Gene Ontology annotation, molecular function: serine-type endopeptidase activity. Gene Ontology annotation, cellular component: extracellular region.
AAUUGCAGCUCGACUUCUGCGCAUUCGUGCCUGAACGGAGUAGCAACGUUUUUAGAUUGUGUAGUACAGCGCCGGGACAAGCACUCGUUUUUCUUGCGUCCUUUCUCCCUGCUUCGCGCUGUACCACACAAUCUCAAAUGGAAAACCAACUGGCCCAAACCAUCACCCUUCUAAGGAGUUGCAACAUGGCGGCCCCCCUGCGGUUACCGAUUUCAGUGCACGGGUGCUAUGGGGAGCUUUUCCUUUAGAGUUGGGCAUGCUUCCAUUCUCCCGGCUUCUCGUGCUUUUUCCGCCAUGUAGCCUUACCAAAGAGCGCAACUUCGGACUCAUUUCUGUUGAUAAGGGAAGAAAAGUUCAUGCUGGGGUUACUCGCACGGUCCAAUGCUUUCCUUGUAUAACGGAAUCGUAUUUGCUUUGCAGGCGAAGUCGACAGUAUGGCGGAACUCAAAACCACGGCUCAUCACGCACCGCCACUGGAAGGAAAUACGAGGUCGAAGAUGGACGACGAAAUUUCGGUUCGCCGGCGGUCGUCUCCUCGCGCAUGUCGGCGUGUCCCGUGGAAGUGCGGGACAACAAGGGCCUCGUCGAGAGCCCCAACUUCCCGGACACGUACCCGCCCAACACGGACUGCUUCUCGGUGCUUCGGGUCAAGCCCGGUGACGUGGUGGCCCUGAAGUUCGAGACGCUGUUCAUGGAGAGGAACCCGCGCUGCUCGUCGGACUACGUCGAAAUCUUCGACGGCCCUACCUUCGACAGCCCGUCGCUCGGUCGCUUCUGCCGAGAGAACCAGAAAAGUUCACUAGAGCUGCGCUCUACGGGCAACGCCAUGGCGGUGCAUUUCCACUCGGACGACAUAGUUAACCUGCAGGGUUUUCGGGCCAGGUACCACGGCUACAACGAGCUCGAGGAACAGCACGCCGAGCCCAGCAACUGCCGGGUGUGGACAGAGGACUCCCGUGGCUUCAUCAGCAGCCCAAACUACCCGGACGCGUACCCGCCAAACUCAUCGUGCCGUGUGCCGCUGGAUGCCGGACCACAGAACAUAAUCACACUGUACUUCGUCGACAUACAACUGGACCCGUACAAGGACUGCCCUUACGACAAGAUAGAGGUCCGAGACGGUUCAAAUGAAGACGCCUACCUGCUGGGCCGCUUUUGUGGAGCCCAGGGCGAACCGGAGGCGGUAUCUUCAACUGGCCGAGAGAUGUUCCUAUUCUUCAACAGUGAUUCGUACCUGAGUGGUCGCGGAUUUAAGGCCGAGUUCCGCGUCCACAAGAAGCCUCUUGGUCCCAAGGAUCAGACGGGCAAGAGCCGAGGCUUCGACGAGGAGGACCUUCUGGACGUGCGCCAAUCGCCGCGGGACGCCUCACUGCGCUACCGAGAGUCGCACAUCUUCCGCUGCGUUCCGGCGCACCCGCAAUACACCUCGACUACCUGGUUCAAAGAGGAAGAGCAACUGCGCAUCUUCAGCCAGGACCCAAACCUCGAGGGCCUGCUCCUUGUGGGCAACAACACGCUAUGGGUCCGCGAGAUGGACGUAUCUUUGCGCGGAAACUACACCUGCCGCGUGUCCAGCGGCUCGGCAGUGCGUGACCUCCACUUCAAGAUCAGCUACGCUGGACCGGCCAUCGUCAAGCCACCCUGCGAAAUUGUGCAACGCAAGGUGCCCCAGGACACGAGCUUCACCCGCGGCGAGACGGUGAUCCUGCCGUGCGAGACGAGCGGGGCGCACGUGGCCACCCACUGGACGCGCAACGGGGCCCAGCUCCGGACCGGGGUGGAUCGCGUGACCAUCCUGCCCAUCGGCUUCCUGACCAUCAACGACUCGCGGCCAGAGGACAGCGGCGUGUACGCGUGCGUGGCCACCGACGUGGCCAAGAACUGCUCGCGCUCCUUCUCCGCCGCCGUGGCCGUCAUGCCCAAGUCGCGCCUGCAAGAAGUUUGCGGCCGCGUGGACUUGGACAAGGCGAACGCGCCCGCCGAGAGGAUCUCCGGCGGCCACGAUGCGCCCAAGGGAGCCCAUCCCUGGCAGGCUCUUCUGCGGUACCGCAGCGGCGACGCCUUCUGCAGCGGCAGCCUGGUGAGCGAGCGGUACGUGCUCACGGCGGCCCACUGCGUCGAGAACCUGCGCACGCGAACAGCCCAGAUCGAGGUGGCACUCGGCAAGCUAUACGUGGACCAGGAGGAAAAAGAGGAGCUGGUCACCGACGUUCGAGACAUCCGCAUACACCCCAACUACCGCUUGGUCACCGUCGACAGCGACAUCGCCCUGGUCGAGCUGGCUGAGCACGUCCCCUUCAGCACGCUUGUCUCACCCGUGUGCCUAGGCGACGCGGACCAGGUCGAGAAGGAUUUCUUUCUGCGCUCCAAGCAGAAGGCACUGGUGUCCGGCUGGGGCCGCACCAUGAACAACAAGCGCGCAUCCAGCCGCCUGCAGGAAGUGGAGGUGCCCAUCCACGCGCCCGAGACUUGCCGACGGUCCACAAAUUUUACGGUGACCGAGAAUAUGCUGUGCGCGGGCGCAACUACGGGCGGCGUUGCCCGCGACGCCUGCGACGGAGACAGCGGUGGACCCCUGGUGGCAGAGCGCGGAGGCCGCUGGUACCUCAUCGGCAUCGUCAGCUGGGGCGACAGCGUGCUCUGUGGUUCCAAGGGCAGCUACGGAUUCUACACCAAAGUGAACCGCUUUCACCAAUGGGUCAAGAGCAUCAUCAGCUGAGGUGUUCACCGGCAGGUCACUCCGCAGAGUGAUGCGUCCAGAUUCCUCGACUGUACGCAGAGUCGAGCCCUGUAAGCGUGCGGGGCGAACUGAACUUCUCAGGACAGAGGGGGGACGGCCUUCGCACUCGAGAAGAAAGUACAGGCGAACAUGUGCACAUAUAGUGUUCCACACCGUAUGACCAUACUGAACGCUGGGCGUGACUUCCGGUGAUAUUGCGACGGAGGCAGGAGGUGAUUACUCGGGCGUUUAACGGCUAACACUAAGAGUAAAAGGAGAAAUCGAAUGAAGAUCGGAAUGUGAACGCGGCGCGGGGAGGGGUUCUCCACAAAAUAAUGCGUGCAAAAACACAAAACAAUACACACACCAGUGCCACUUAGACACGCCCAAAGUCUACCUGCGCACAAAGGUCAACAUGCGUGGUCAUACAGAAUGCCAUAUGGCGCGGCAACACCACGAACUGUGAUUGACAAGCGUGCUACUUUCUCGGGCGGUUCGAUGGCUUGAAGCACGCUGUCAUUUGGGAUGAACGCGGGUGUCGUUGGACUGGUAUCCAACGUUAGAAAAGCUAGUCCUACUAAAGGGAAACCUGGCGCUCUAGUGAAGCGAAAAGAACCUCCAGGGAUCAUCCAAUUAAGUCGUAAUUUCGACAAAAAAAAAAAGGGCGAGUAGGCACUAACACCACCCUCGCAGUAAUGACCCCUGCGAAUAAUCUCUGGCAAACUUCAGAGGCCUUUAGAAAUCUAGCUGUAAUCCUUAGCCCCUUGGCGACCGUUUCAUACCUCCAAAGUAAUCACCUGCAGAAGUCCUGGACAUAAUGAUAUCCUUGUACUGUUGAAGUGUAUCAUUUAAAAUUAAAAUUUGGCUUUUCGAAGCCUCUGAGGAACGUUAUUCCAGCUGUAGAUUCAGUGAUUCAAUAGUGUCUUGUGAUUCAACAGUGUUUUCAAUAAUGUAAAUAUUGUUCUAGCGAGGCCUGGACAUAAUGCUGUUGAAUGCGUUUAGUAGCGAAUUUGGACCAAUUUGUUCCACGUCAACGCCUAUGAACCGUUAUGUUUUGCUUAGAUUGAUUGCCAGGCAUUUAGGGUGGCUUAGAGGUGCAAUGGAAGAACAGCUGCUUGAAGCAAAAUGUUUUUCGUAAUUCGGCUACACCAGAUUCCGUGAAGUCCUUACACGGAGCUGAACAUUUCGUUCAUCAGCUACGUUACGGUAGAAGUGAAAUCUUUCUCAAGCAGCCCUGAAAGUGUUCCAUAUUCUAGUCUCGGGCAGGCAGCAAUACUCCAACUGCCUUUCAAAAUUUUUGUUCAUAGGCAAACAGGACCAAUUUUUUUAUACUGCGUCGUCAGGUCUUGCCUUGAAAACUGUUACUAGCUCAAUUUUGCUUUCACUAAUUGCUACUGGGGCGCAUCGAGGGCUGAGAAUGCAUGCACGGAGUCCACCUGUGAACUGUUUUCGAUGGGUCUCCAGCAUUGCGAGUUUUGCUGUACAGCUUGCAAUAAACUAUUGGCAGCCCUCAGAAACAGUCAUUGCCUGAGCCAUAUUCCACUUUGCUUUUCAUGUGUGUGUGUGUAGAUGUCAAUCCUUUCAGUAAUCUCUUCUGCAGUUUGUGCAGUGUGCACCCUAAGCUAUACUGUUGUGUGUAACAGUGUGUUCAUUACUUCAUGUCUCAAGAAAUUCAAUAAAGCGGUAUCAAAAGCCUGA